Molecule: messenger RNA, 2172 nt
Organism: Eublepharis macularius
Lineage: Eukaryota; Metazoa; Chordata; Lepidosauria; Squamata; Eublepharidae
Gene: IGDCC3
Product: immunoglobulin superfamily DCC subclass member 3
Exons: 13
Coding region: 16-2172 (718 amino acids)
Biological process (GO): axon guidance; cell-cell adhesion
Cellular component (GO): plasma membrane; axon
Molecular function (GO): protein binding
Source: RefSeq, a predicted model, not a curated record
CGGAAGAACGGGGCGAUGAUGGUGGACAGCGAGGUGGCCUUCACAUUGGCCAAUGGCUCACUCUACUUCUCCCACUUCCAGAAACUCAGGGCUGACGGGUCUUCCGAUGAAGGGGAAUACGACUGCACAGCGCGGAACCGCUUUGGAUUGGUGGUGAGCCGGAAGGCUCGGAUUCAGGCAGCUACUAUGGCCGACUUCCACGUCCAUCCCCAGAGCAUAGUGGUGGAAGAAGGAGGUGUCGCCAGGUUCCAGUGUCAGAUCCGUGGCUUGCCAGAGCCCGUGAUCUUGUGGAAGAUGAAUCACCUCCCGAUCGAUACAGAUAAUGACAGAUACACUCUGCUCCCCAAAGGGGUCUUGCAGAUUACCGGACUGCGAGCCGAAGAUGCUGGGAUUUUUCACUGUGUUGCUACCAACAUUGCCAGCGUGAAGCUUAGCAGGGAAGCCAGGCUUACAGUGUCAGGGUCCCAUUCUGCGGUGUACAAGGAUCCCAUGAUCCUCGUCGGACCAGAGAACCUGACCCUAACAGUGCACCAAACUGCUGUCCUGGAAUGCAUGGCUACAGGAAACCCCAGGCCGAUCGUCUCCUGGAGCCGGCUCGAUGGCCGGCCGAUUGGAGUGGAGGGAAUUCAGGUCCUUGGGACGGGCAACCUGAUGAUUUCUGACCUCACGGUACAGCAUUCUGGGAUCUACGUGUGCGCAGCCAACAAGCCCGGCACAAGAGUGAGGAGGACAGCCCAGGGAAGGCUAGUGGUCCAAGCCCCCGCAGAAUUCGUACAGCACCCACAGUCUAUUUCCAGGCCCGUGGGGACCACCGCCAUCUUUACCUGCUUGGCCCAAGGGGAGCCUCCGCCGCAGAUAACGUGGCUGAAGAAUGGGCAGAUUUUGGAGCCGACGGAUCACAUUAAGUUGAAGAACAACAACAGCACGCUCACCAUCUACGGCAUCAGCCAGGGGGACGAGGCCAUCUACCAGUGCAUCGCUGAGAACAGCGCUGGCUCCACACAAGCCAGCGCCAGGCUCACAGUGCUUUGGGCCGACGGGCUGCCCGGCCCGCCUCAGAAGGUGAAAGCCACGACCAUCUCGGCAACCACCAUCCAAGUAUCGUGGAGCGAGCCGCUGCUGAACACCAAGGAGAUCAUCGGCUACGUCCUUCAUAUCAGGAGAGCAUCAGACCCCGUGGAGAUGGAGUACCAAGAGGCCGUCAGCAAAAAUACUUUCCAACAGCUUGUGACGGACCUUGAGCCCUCAACAAGCUACAGCUUCUAUAUCAAGGCGUAUACCUCUCGGGGAGCGAGCAAGGCCUCCGAAGUCAUGGUGGUGAGCACGCUGGGGGAAGUGCCAGCCGUCCCAUCUCUCUUCAUCAAAGUUCUCAACAGCACCACAGUCCAGGCCAUGUGGGAGCCUUCUAUCAAACUGGGCCAGCAUGAAGGAUUCAAGCUCUACUACCGCAGGGUUCAUCUGUCCCAUUUUACUGGCCCCAUCCAGCUGCCCAGUAACAUCACCUCUUACAAUAUCACUCAUCUGGACCCAUCAGUGGUGUAUGAAGUAAAGCUCCUUGCCUACAACCAGCACGGUGAUGGGAAUUCUACCAUCCGCUUUGUGUCAAUGCGAGAGUCGGUCGAAAGAACAGGUCUGAGCCCGCCGUGCGACUGCAUGAAAGACGAGCAAACCAAUAAAACCUCGGCAACGGGCAUCAUCAUUGGAAUCCACAUUGGAGUCACUUGCAUCAUCUUCUGCGUGCUCUUCCUUAUGUUUGGGUACAGGGGACGGCUGCUGAUGUGUAAAAAUGUCCAGGAGCAGCUGUCGACCCCCCAGAUCCCACGGAGCCAGAGAAAUGCUACUGGGAUAGCCUUGAACGGAUCUGCCCGGAGGGAUAGAGAGGAUCCGGACACCAACGGGAAGCAGCUGGAUAUGAAUGAACUGGAAAGGUUGUUUCCAGCACUGCCUUCCCCGCAGGACCGUCACGGCAAGGGGAUUGUGCUGGAUUGUCUUCCUCCUACCUCACAUGAUGAAACGCAGAUUUCCACGCUCCCACCAGAUGAAUUCAGCAUCAUAGAAGAGCAGAGCGACCCCGUGUCCCAGAACCUACCCGCUGGCUUCCACAGCCGACCUCUGAUCAACGUCAGUCAGGAAGAUCCAGCGUUGAAGCCUGCGCCGACCAAUGAAGGAUAA